AUGCGUAUCUCUGCAUCUCUCGGGGUCCUUGUGGCCACCGGACUUCUGGGUCACUCUGCCUCCCAGGUAACUGACUACGGAAACACCAAUGGCAGUCCGGUCGGCAAUCAACCCGGUACCUCUGGCGAUGGUAUUCCCGGCAACAAUGGGGGAGCUCCUAGCAGCAUGCCGAUCCCAAGCAAUGGCGUGGGAUCUGUCCCUGGCUCAAUGCCCAGUGGUGUCGGCCCUGUUGGUCCCGUCUCUCCUGGCUCUAACGGCCUUCCUCCUACCGUGCCUGGUGGUAUUCCGGGAAACCUUCCUGGCUCCACCUCCCCAGGCGAUUCGUCUAACGGCUAUCCUCCCAACGGGCCCAACGGCAGCCCUGGGAACUUUCCUGGUCCUGUUUCCCCCGGUGGAGGCUCCAAUGGUCUUCCUCCCAAUGGACCCAGCGGUGUUCCUGGAAGCAUUCCUGGAUCUAUCCCCGGCAACUCUCCAAACAACGCUCCCGGCAAUGUUCCUGGAAGUGUCCCUGGUGCUGGGUCUGUGAUUGUCCCCGGCAGCUUUCCUACCAACAUCCCCCAGAAUGUCCCUGGCUCUCCUGGCUCUCCUGACUCUGAUGCCUCAAACGUUCCCACCUGCCCCUUCGGCUCUACCAAGACCGUCGUCGUUACUGUUUAUUCUACGGACAGCCAGAAUGAGUCUGACUUCCCCUGGCCAGAUGAUUCAAAUUCAGAUGGAUCCUCUACCCCGACACCUAUGCCUACCACUCCCCCUGGAGCUACUCCCUGGAUCCCAACCUCUGGUGUACCUAUCUUCACUACCUUGACACUUGACAUUUGGGGCCCCGAUGGUAGCCCUUCCAACUCUGGCUCAGGCAACAAUGAUGGAACGCCUGGUAACGUCAACAACCCCAGUGGCAGCGAUAGCCCUGGCGAUGGCUCUGGUGGCAACGAUGGUGCCAACUCGGGCUCUGGCAACGGAUCUGACUCUGGUGGUGAUGAUUCCCAGAACAACCCAGUCUCCCCCUUUCCCUUCCCUGCCUCUGGCCCCAAUGGUGCUCCUCAGUACUCUGACAUUGGCUUUGGCGGCUCAUCAGCUGAGAUCCCCGGAGCUACUGGAGACAACACAUAUGUACCUACUCCCCUUCAGACUCCCGUCUCUCCUAACGGAGGUGUUACUGGCAACCAGCCUGGACUCCCCUCCACAGGACCUGCCCAAGAAGCCAGCGAUAGCCUUCCAGUCACUACCCAAGCCGGCCCUGAAGGACAAGGCGAGAAUUCCCCAUGGUUGACCAACGUCCCAGGUGGAAAUGGUGCCAGUCAGCCAUCGCCCUCAUACAUCACCAUCACUGGACAAGAUGGACUCCCUACCGUCGUCAUCAAUGGAGGAAACAUGAUCCCGGGACAAUCUCAGCCCUCAGCGAACUCGGGUUUCCCUCCCAAUGGAAACAACCCCGGCCUACCCAUCGGCGGAUCUUCAGGCUUUUCCCUUCCUCCUCCUACCAUCACUGGUACUCCGGGAUCCCAGAACCCUUUCGACUCUCCCGCUGGAUCUCUUCCUGGCAGUGGACCUGAUGCAGGAAUCACAACAUGCGCGACAUUCACUGUCACUGGUACCGAUGGCCUCCCUACUGUUGUAGACACAACUUGGGUGAUCCCCGGAACGUUUGACCCCCAAGCUCCGCUGUCUUCCAUCACAUCUGAGCUUGGCCUUCCUACUUUUCCCUUCACUAUAACCGGCUCACCUGGAGAUAUGUCUGGGCCUUCGGCCAUGACCACCUGCACAAGCUACACCAUGAUUGGAGCUGAUGGUAACCCUACUGUGGUGCAUACCACUUGGACAAUUCCAACCGCUGGAGCUGGAUCUGGAGAUCCUGGUGACAACUCCGCUCUUGUUUCCUCUGGCGAUUUCAUGACUGUCACUGAACUGCCCCCAUUCGGCUCUUCUGGUUCCGGUGGCAACAACCCUACUGCACCCAAUUCAGACAAUGCCUCUCCCAUCACAACCUGCACAAGUUACACUGUCAUUGGCACUGAUGAGAUUCCCACUGUUGUUGACUCUACAUUCGUCAUCCCUGGUCCAGUCAAUACUGGCGCUACUGCUGGUGGCGAUCCCCAAGUUCCAUCAGGAGCCUCCGACGCUUUUCCAAAUGGCGCUACAUCACCUGCUACCAUUCAGAUUACGAGCGCCCCAGGCCAUACUCCACCCGCUCCUACUGAUGGAACUGGAACUGGAAGUAUUGGCAACGGUGACAUUACGACCUGCACAAGCUACACUGUCAUUGGCACCGAUGGACUUCCAACAAUUGUUGACUCGACCUGGGUGAUACCUGGACCUGCCAACACACAGUCUGAGCUGCCAGGCAACCCUUCAUUUGUCUCUGACUCCAUCCCAUCCGGCCUACCUACUGGAUUCCCUGGCCCAAUGACUGCCUCUGCAGGCAUUCCAUCUGAUGAGAAUCAGGGAAACAUGCCCGGUGUUACUACAUGCAUCACAUACACUACUAUUGGAUCAGAUGGACUUCCAACAGUCGUUGACACAACCUUUGUUAUCCCUGUGGCUACUGCAACCCCUGUUGGGACAAGUGUUAACGUCAACGGGAAUGGUCAGACUGGCUCGUCACCCAACCCCACUGGAGCUUUUACCACAUUUACAACGGCUGUUGUUCUAGGACCAGAUGGGAACCCAACAUCGACGGUGCAAACCAUCGUCUUCAGUGACUCUUCCGCACUUGGAGUUUCAGCUGGAACCCCCCAGGGUGCAACAUCUGGUGUUACACCCUCUGAUGCCUCUGGCCCUGUCUUUACCACAGGAGACUCGAACUCCCUUCCCACCGACACCCCGAGCCUCAAUGGAUAUGAUAAUGGUAUUCCAGGUGCAUCUAUCUCAGUUGUACUCACUGGCGGCAGCGCCGCUGCGCAAGGCACAUCCGUGAGUGGUACAACCACUGGAACCCUUACCUGGACUGUUACCUCAAUCACCAACCCUGCUGGCGGUCCUGUCUUUUCACAGGGCGCUGGCCAGCCUCCCUUCGCGUCGGGCUCAUCAGACAACAGUGCUUCUGAUGGAAUGGCCCAGCCUGCCUAUGGGUCUGUUGCCACUGAAAGCACCCUCUUCCCCCUGUCCGCUAUUAAGACUUCUACCUGGACCAACGUCAUCAAGGCAGAGACUACUUCCUACACAUUCAACUACCCUGUUACCACACUCGCUACUGUCAAUGUCCCCAAGAAGAGGUUUGCUCGUCGUCAAGAGAUGACUGCUUGGUCGAACUCCACCACCUCUGCAUCAAGCGCGAUAUCUGCAACCACAUCCACAACAUCUGAGGCUAGCUCCCCUUCUAUCUGCCCCGCGGGUGGAAACAUCGGUAACACUACCAUUGAUUUUGAUACUUCCAAGCCUGGACCCCUUUUCAAUCCGGUCGAGAACAUUUGGUUUUCUGGAGGUUUCCUUAUCGCCCCUCCAACCACACAGCAGUCCCAGCCAUACAUCCCUUCCUCUGGUGGUCGACUCGUGGAGUUCGUCCCUCCUGCCCUUUCGAACACUACAGCCACAAUAUCAGGAGAUGUGGCUCAGAUCGGUGUCGGACCCCAUGCCGCUAGCCCCUGCUUCCGCUUCGACUUCUUUGGUGCAGACCUCGGAUGCGAUGCCCAAGAAGAUGAGAAGUGGUGCGAAUUCGAUAUCUCAGCCUAUCGCUGGAACGAGACCUCAUCUACCGAAGAAUCCAUUGCCUGGUCAGAAACCAAGCAAGUCCCUGCCUGUCCUAAGUUCUCUGAGGGUGGCUACCAGCUGACUCGAGUUGACCUGGAUGGCUAUAAGGACCUUUCCUCAGUUCUGAUUACACUACGUGUCUCAUCCGAUCUUCGAGUCUGGUGGGGAGAUGAUUUCCGCAUGGGCUGGACCGACAACAGCUGCGUCGCUGCAUCCUGCCGCGAAAAUGCCCCGUCUCAGUUUGUCAAGCGAGAGACUGUAAUCUCCGCUCUACGACAAGGCGUCUAUCAAUGGACACCGUAUGAGCUCAAGCGACUUGACGACAGUCUGGUGUGGGAGUCUGCCAACUAA
Molecule: messenger RNA, 4038 nt
Organism: Fusarium coffeatum
Lineage: Eukaryota; Fungi; Ascomycota; Sordariomycetes; Hypocreales; Nectriaceae
Exons: 3
Coding region: 1-4038 (1345 amino acids)
Source: RefSeq, a predicted model, not a curated record